AUGCCCGCCAUGACGCCCGGUGCUGCCACCCUCGAGCCGCCUGGAACGCCGACAGCAGCCAACCCAGCUGCCCACCUCAAGUCGACACCCACUGAGCCAUUGCACAUUGCGCCUGCAGCGCCCGGGCCCGACGCAGUGCGCAGAACAUCGCUCAACACGACCGCCCCGCGGAGCAUCAGCAUGGCUUUGAGUGGUGAAACUCAGCCAGAGGAGGAGGCCAUUGGCAGCCCCGUCAUGCACGAGACAUUGAGCGUCAUCGACGAGCACAUCACCGACAUGAGCACCCCACGACACAGUGCCGCCCCGAAGGAACUGCGCGCCAACGACUCGGGCAGCGAGUACAGCAGCCACCACCGCCUCUCAUACAUCAACGGCCAGGAGACUGACGAGGAAGAGAGCGCCGUGCACACUGAAGAGGAGGUCAAGACGUGGUCGCCUGCCCGCGUGGCCGAGUACCUGGAAGACGCUGGCGUCGAGAAGAAGCACUGCGACGUCUUUCGAGACCAGGAGAUCGACGGCGAGGCCUUGCUGGGCGUGGAUCGCAACUUCAUUUUUAUGCAAGAAUUCAAUCUGGGGCCCAUGGGUCCGCGGCUGCGGACCUGGAUGAAGAUCAACGCGCUGCAGUCGGAAGUGAAGAGCGCGAAGGAAGUGGCCAAGAUGCUGCACCCUGCAGAAUCCUUCGACGGGCAGGAAGACUUUCCCACUGAUGCUGCAAGGAUGCGCGCUGCAUCGACGGGAGCUGUACUGCCGCGUAUACCAAACCUUCGGGAGAGCAUGGGGUCUCGCGGCGGCACCGUGCGCCAGAAUACACUUCCACGAGCAGCGUCUUCUGCGGGUCGAUCUCCCAUGGAUGCGACAUCGCCCCUGAUUCAGCAUACGCCUGCGUCCCCUCCGAAGCUCCAUCAGAGGCGCCCAUCAGCCGCAUCCGUUCGCGAAAUGAACCAUACGAGACGCCACUCGUCGAUCGACUACAACCAGGGCAUGCCUCCACCUGCCGCGCCCGGGGCCAUCAAGCCGCAAAUCUCUGGUCCUCUGCCAAACGCGCACAAAAAGACCCCCUCAUUCGAUCGCGGCUGGACAAUGGGCUCACCCCAAUUGUCCCCACAGGAGUUACGUCGGCCUUCGUCGUCUCACCAUGCAUACUCGAAUAGUGCGAACGGGACAGGAUUUGAUGCGCGGGAGACCGGCCUCGACAACUCUGCUGAGCUAGAUCGCGGAUACUUUUCGGGCGGAGAGAUUGACAAUCGCGCGAAUCGCAACGUCCUGCGGAAGCGCACCAGUGCUGGACAAUCGCAUUCGCGCAACUCGAGCUACAAUACGGAGACCAGGCAGCGCGGCACGUCUUUCAGCCGGCGUCAUAGCAGAAUCGGCAGCGUCGACUCCCUGGCUCAAUCAAUUAACCACACAUCUGCGGCAGCAAAGCAAUACUUCGGAGGUGGUAAAUCUGAGCGAAGUUCAAGCGCAUUCGACUUUGUGCGCCCGCUUAAACCCAUGAGCGAGAUGAACCCGACGGUGACUAAGCUCACGUACGAUUCGCAUAGCAUCGACGCCAUCGCGAACUCACCACACAUUCCUGGAAGCGAAACAUCGUCCACCGGGCGUGCUUCGCCUUCGCCAGCCGCCCAUACCUCUUCACAUUCUUUCUUCAAGAAGCCCCGUUCCACUGGUCUCCGAGCCAUAUCAGACGCCAUCACAGGCGGAGAGAAGGCGCAUGCAAACGAUCUCUCGCCCAGCAAAGACUCUCCCAUGCAGUCACCAGCCCGCACGGGCUCCACCACGCCGUCAGGUACAUCGAUCUCAAAGAGUUUCGAGUUCGACAAGAACGAAGCAAACAGACGACUUACAACUAGCUCAGCUAAUACCAAAGACGCACGAAAGAAGGCGAAGAAGCAUGGGACCAGUGCAUAUCUCAAAGGCCGCCAACAGGUAUCCCCACAAGUGGCCAUGGAGAACUGCGACUACAGUGGUUGGAUGAAGAAAAAGUCCUCGAGUCUAAUGACGACCUGGAAAACGCGAUUAUUCGUUCUACGCGGCCGAAGACUUGCAUACUACUACUCCGAAAACGACACGGAGGAGAAGGGCUUGAUCGAUAUCUCGUCGCAUCGAGUCCUUCCGGCCAAUGACGAACGGAUGACAGGUCUCCAUGCCACAAUCACCCGUGCAGCGUCUUCGCCCUCCUCGCCACACAAUUCGACAAUACAGACCGCGGCCUCAACUGAUAGUGCGAACGGCAUCGAAGAAGACAUGUCGGGUAUGUUCAUCUUCAAGCUCGUACCGCCUCGUGCCGGACUGCAAAAGGGUGUCCAAUUCACAAAGCCAAUUGUGCACUAUUUUGCUGUCGAUAGUCUCGCAGUUGGGAGACUUUGGAUGGCCGCGUUAAUGAAGGCUACCAUCGACAGAGAUGAGUCACUCCCUUUCACCACCACCUACCAACAAAAGACGAUAUCUCUGGACAAGGCCCGCGCAAUGCGACAACGCCCACCAAAUCUAAUGGACGAGGGGGAGGCUGAUGGCGAUGUCGAAAAGAAGAGCGAGUAUUCAAAAGACAGCAUUAAGGAUAACGUCAUUCACGAGGAAGACGAAAAAGGCCUUGCAAUCUCUGGACUUGACGACGCAAAGGCUCUGCUUGCAUACGCUGAUAACAGCGACUCGACGUCGGAGAAGCCAUCGGAUCCAUUGCCUAGUACGGUCGCAACUUGA
This is a messenger RNA of Parastagonospora nodorum SN15, 2700 nucleotides long. RefSeq lists its product as hypothetical. The record is from RefSeq and is a predicted model, not a curated record. Gene Ontology annotation, molecular function: protein binding. Gene Ontology annotation, cellular component: plasma membrane. NCBI's taxonomy places the organism in Eukaryota, Fungi, Ascomycota, Dothideomycetes, Pleosporales, Phaeosphaeriaceae. The coding region runs from base 1 to 2700 and encodes 899 amino acids. The transcript is spliced from 2 exons. Gene Ontology annotation, biological process: actin cytoskeleton organization.